CAGCAUUCACGAAUCUUUUCCUAAUAAUAAAUUAAUAAUCCCAUAAUAAUAUUAAUAAUCCUAACCUAAUCCCAUUACCAAAAUUGUUAAAAAAAGAAAAUCCAAUUACGAAACACUUGGCCGGUACAGAUUAGAUGCUGCAGUCGCCGGCGAUGAAAUCUGUGAGUUCCACGUCAGCAGCUGUACCUCUCUCUACUUGUCUCUUACCAACAACUCUGCGACCUCUAUAUCGAGCUCGCCUUCACAACAACCUUAAUCGGAGAAGAUUGAGAAAUGGAACUUGCAGGGCAGAGUUUGCAAACGAUGCGCCUUAUGCGGUCGCUAUCGGUGCUUGCAUUUUAAGCUCGUGGGUUUUCCCAACUAAGUACUCGGAGGAUGACGAUGGUGAAUCUACGAUUGAUUCUGCUGAUGCAAGGUUUGCUGUCAUGGGAAUUAUCAGCAUCAUUCCAUAUUUUAAUUGGAUGAGUUGGGUCUUCGCGUGGUUGGAUACUGGGAAACCACGUUAUGCUAUUUAUGCUCUUGUGUAUUUGGCUCCAUAUUUAAGCACCAAUCUGUCUCUAUCUCCUGAAGAUAGCUUGGUACCCAUUGCUAGCAUCCUCUUGUGCAUCUUCCACAUUCAGAAAAUUUCAUCUGGUUCCAGCUGGAAGCAUUCAAAAAAGAUGACUUCCAGGUAUUGGAUAAAUUUACAGAGACUGGAAAGCAUAUGUCAGAAAAGGAGGAAACAUACGAUCUUAAGAAGUUGCCUUCAGCAGAUGAGAUAAAGAGGUGGGAAAUUUCUAGAAGACGUGAAAAUCCUGAGCACUUGAAUGAAGAUGGAGAAGAUAUUAGUGAAAAGAAGUAGGGGUGGGCGUUCGGUUUUUCGGUUCGGUUUUAUCAAACUUCGGUUUGGCUAUUUCGGGUUCGGUUUUUUGAAGGUGGACACCGAAUACUGAACCAAACUAGUUCGGUUCGGUUUCGGUUUUUUCAAUUCGGUUUUUUAUAUAAUAUUAGAAGCGAUUCCAUCGACAGUAA
This is a messenger RNA of Lycium barbarum (goji berry), 1011 nucleotides long. RefSeq lists its product as uncharacterized. The transcript is spliced from 6 exons. NCBI's taxonomy places the organism in Eukaryota, Viridiplantae, Streptophyta, Magnoliopsida, Solanales, Solanaceae. The record is from RefSeq and is a predicted model, not a curated record. The coding region runs from base 135 to 761 and encodes 208 amino acids.